Echinops telfairi (small Madagascar hedgehog) is the source of this 2775-nucleotide messenger RNA. RefSeq names its product ST14 transmembrane serine protease matriptase (gene ST14). Lineage: Eukaryota; Metazoa; Chordata; Mammalia; Afrosoricida; Tenrecidae. Bases 45 to 2366 code for a protein of 773 amino acids. The transcript has 17 exons. Gene Ontology annotation, molecular function: serine-type endopeptidase activity; protein binding. The record is from RefSeq and is a predicted model, not a curated record. Gene Ontology annotation, biological process: proteolysis.
GGACACAGUGGAGAGAAGAUCGAAGAUAGAAGAGGGAGAGAGCAAUGGUGGUUGGACUGGAGGCGGUGGAUGACGGACUUUUGGCUGGAGGCCUGGGCACGGUUUUCUUUCACGACCGAAAGCAAAACAUGAAUGGCUUUGAGGAAGGCGUGGAGUUUCUGCCAGUCAACAAUGCGAAGAAGGUGGAGAAGCGGGGUCCAAGACGCUGGGUGGUGCUGGCAGCCAUCAUCAUUGGCUUUGUCCUGCUUUCUCUUCUGACCUGCGUCCUGGUGUGGUACUUCCAGUACUGGAAUGUCCGGGUCCAGAAGGUGUUCAAUGGCCACCUGAGGAUCCGGAAUGAGAACUUUGUGGAUGCCUACGAGAACUCCAACUCCACCGAGUUUGCACACCUGGCUCACAAGGUGAAGGAAGCGCUGAAGCUGCUAUACAGUGAAAUCCCUGAGCUGGGUCCUUACCACAAGCAAUCAGCAGUGACUGCCUUCAGCGAGGGCAGCGUCAUCGCGUACUACUGGUCGGAGUUCAGCAUCCCGAAGCGCCUGGUGGAGGAGGCCGAGUGUGCCUUGGCAAAGGAACGCGUGGUCACAUUGCCGCCUCGUGCACGAGCGCUCACCUCCUUUGUGCUGACGUCCGUGGUGGCCUUCCCCACUGACCCCAGAACCAUGCAGACGACCUGGGACAACAGCUGCAGUUUUGCCCUGCAUGCCCGUGGCAGGGAGAGGACUCGCUUCACCACACCUGGCUUCCCUGACAGCCCCUACCCCGCCCAUGCCCGCUGCCAGUGGGCCUUGAGGGGAGAUGCUGACUCCGUGCUAAGCCUCACCUUCCGCAGCUUUGACCUUGCACCCUGUGAUGAACGGGCCAGUGACCUGGUUGCAGUCUAUGACAGCUUGAGCCCCAUGGAACCCCAUGCUGUGGUGCAGCUGUGUGGCACCUACCCUCCCUCCUACAACCUGACCUUCCUCUCCUCCCAGAACGUCUUUCUUGUCACACUGAUCACCAACACUGAGCGGCGACAUCCCGGCUUUGAGGCCACGUUCUUCCAGCUGCCCAAGAUGAACAGUUGUGGAGGCUACUUGCGUAAAGCCCAAGGAACAUUUAGCAGCCCUUAUUAUCCAGGCCACUACCCACCCAAUAUGAACUGCACGUGGAACAUCGAGGUGCCCGGCAGCCAGUAUGUGAAGGUGCGCUUCAAAAUCUUCUACUUGGUGGAGCCCAACAUGUCACCAGCCUCCUGCACCAAGGACUACGUAGAGGUCAACGGGGAGAAGUACUGCGGAGAGAGGUCCCAGUUUGUCGUCACCAGCAAUAGCAGCAAGAUCACAGUCCGCUUCCACUCGGACCAGUCCUACACAGACACAGGGUUCCUGGCAGAGUACCUCUCUUAUGACUCCAGUGACCCUGGAAAGUGCCUCCCGCUGAGCCAGCAGUGUGAUGGGAAGGACGACUGUGGGGAUGGGUCUGACGAGAACACGUGCGCCAAAGUGAGCACAGUCCCCUGCACCCAGCACACCUACCGCUGCCACAGUGGGCUCUGCCUGAGCAAGAGCAACCCUGAGUGUGACGGGAAGAAGGACUGCAGCGACGGCUCCGACGAAAAGGACUGUGACUGUGGACAGCGGUCGUUCAGCAGACAGUCUCGAGUGGUCGGGGGCGAGAAUGCGGACGAAGGCGAGUGGCCCUGGCAGGUUAGCCUGCACGCCCUGGGCCAGGGCCACGUCUGCGGGGCCUCACUCAUCUCUCCCAACUGGCUGGUAUCCGCAGCGCACUGCCACACUGACGACAAAGGCUUCAGUUACUCAGACCCCACCAUGUGGACCGCCUACCUGGGCCUGCACGACCAGAGCAAGCGCAGCGACCCCGGGGUGCAGGAGCACAAGCUGAAGCGCAUCAUCCGCCACCCCAACUUCAACGACUUCACUUUCGACUACGACCUGGCCCUGCUGGAGCUGGAGAAGCCAGCCGAGUACAGCAACGUGGUGCGGCCCAUCUGCCUACCAGAUGCCACACAUGUCUUCCCUGCCGGCAAAGCCAUCUGGGUCACAGGCUGGGGGCACACUACAGAGGGAGGCUCUGCGGCCCUGGUCCUGCAGAAGGGUGAGAUCCGGGUCAUCAACCAGACCACCUGCGAGAGCCUGUUACCGCAGCAGCUCACUGCCCGCAUGAUGUGUGUGGGCUACCUCAGUGGUGGUGUGGACUCCUGCCAGGGUGACUCUGGUGGCCCUCUGUCCAGUGUGGAGGCAGACGGACGCAUCUUCCAGGCUGGUGUGGUGAGCUGGGGUGAAGGCUGCGCACGGAGGGACAAGCCCGGCGUGUACACAAAGCUCUCGUUGUUUCGGGACUGGAUCAAAGAGCAGACGGGGGUGUAGCAGCCAGUCAGUCCGUGGGCCUCAGCGUGCACAUCUGCGGACAGUGGCUAACCUGCACCCCUGGCACCCUCCCGAGCCCAGACUGUGACGUGAGUUGCCACAACUCCGACGAGGACCCUAGGGUGCUGAACCUGCGGGAGGGCCUCUGCCUCCUCAGCCUCCGAGUGGGGCUGGGGACUGGGAAGAGAAGCAACCCGGAAGUGGUUUGAAGACAUGGCCCCAACUGGGCCCUAGUGCUCCCCUGGAGAUGGGGACCACCGCUCUGAGGAGCAGCUGUCUCUGGAUUGGGAAGCCCGGGGCCACACUUUUCAAAAGACGCAGACCAUGGGACUCUGGGAAAUGGACGGCGCUAAAACUUGGUCCCAUGUGUGCAUUUGUGUAUAUGAGUAAAACAGUUUGUUUCUUUGUA